This is a messenger RNA of Seriola aureovittata, 2217 nucleotides long. Its product is annotated as hyaluronan-binding protein 2-like. The coding region runs from base 16 to 1614 and encodes 532 amino acids. Gene Ontology annotation, biological process: blood coagulation; proteolysis. Gene Ontology annotation, molecular function: serine-type endopeptidase activity; calcium ion binding. The transcript is spliced from 13 exons. The record is from RefSeq and is a predicted model, not a curated record. NCBI's taxonomy places the organism in Eukaryota, Metazoa, Chordata, Actinopteri, Carangiformes, Carangidae.
GUUACAUUCAGCACCAUGUUGGCUGCAGGGGCCCUGCUCAUAAGCCUGAGUGUACUUAUUGUUCAUGGACAUGACCCGACUCUGGACUACAUGUACAUAGAUUAUGCAGACUACACCACAGGUGCCCCGGACAUUGUUGUUGAUGAAAAUGACUGGUUGUUUGACCUCCUGGAGCUAUCCAAUGUUUGUGACCCAAACCCUUGCUACAAUGGUGGCUCAUGCUCAACUAAAUCAGAUACAGAAUUUGAAUGCUCAUGUCCUCCACCUUACAGAGGCAAGAGGUGUCAAAAAGUCAGAAACAUUUGUGAAAAUGUCAAAUGUGGUCAAGGUGACUGUGUCAUCAACCUAAAUAAAUCCCCAUAUUACGAGUGCAAGUGCAAACCUCCAUUCCAAGGCCCAGACUGCAAGUCAUUGCCAGCUUCUCCCUGUGAACCCAAUCCUUGCCAGAAUGGAGGUUCUUGCGUUAAAGGGAACCGUCGUUUCCGCUGUGUUUGUCCUGAUGGAUAUACCGGGAUAUUCUGUAAAACUGCUACUAGUGACUGUUAUGUAGAAAAUGGAGAGACAUACAGGGGUGAUGUCAGUACAACAGAACAAGGGGUGGAGUGUCUGGACUGGCAUUCCAAUUUCAUCAUGUUACAUGGGGAGGAUCCUUUCAACAUGUACUCAGACUUCACUGGACUGGAAUAUAACAACCACUGCAGGAACCCAGACGGAGAUGACAAGCCUUGGUGUUUUAUUAAAAAGCAAAACCAACUGGAGUGGGGUUACUGCAAAGUGAAGAAAUGUUCUGAAGUUCCAGCAACUCCACCUACACCAGUCAAACCGCAGCCAGAGCCUUCCCAGUUCUCCCAGUGCGGAAUAUCACAGCCUUCUCGCACUAGCAGGAUUUUUGGGGGCAGCAAGUCCUUCCCGGGUGCCCACCCCUGGCAGGUGUCGGUGCAGACCAGACCCAUAGGCACAUCCUAUGAGUUUAGGCACAUGUGUGGUGGGAUCCUGCUCACAUCCUGCUGGGUCCUCACUGCUGCCCACUGUGUUGAACCCACUGAUGAAUUUCAAGUGGUGUUGGGAGGAGUGAAUAUAGAGAAAGAGGAGGGGAUGGACCAGACCAUUCCAGUGAUACAAACAAUUGUUCAUGAGAACUACAGGGAUACUCCUAGAGCACUUUACAACGACAUUGCUCUGCUUAAACUCAAAGUGACGGACAGUCCUUACUGUGCCAACGAAACUCGCUUUGUGAAGACAGUGUGUCUACCAGACCAACCCUUCCCAGCUGGAAAGCUGUGUGUUAUCUCGGGAUGGGGGGCAACUGAAAAAAAGCCGUACAGCAGCCAGCUGUUGAAUGCUCGUGUGUUGCUGAUAUCUGAAGAGCGAUGCAAAGCUCCUCACGUCUAUGGAAACCUACUGGACAACAGCAUGCUCUGUGCAGGAACUAUGAAUGGGGGCAUCGACUCCUGUCAGGGUGACUCAGGUGGCCCGUUGGUGUGUGAGCAAAACGGCACACACUACAUCACUGGUGUGGUGAGCUGGGGUCAUGGCUGUGGUGUGAAGAACAAGCCUGGUGUCUACGCCAACGUCCAAACAUUCCUCAACUGGAUCAAGAGCAAGAUCAACUGAACAUUAGUCGACUGAUCUGCAUUACUGAUACACUGGCCUGAGAAAUCCUUCUGACUUUGGAAAGACAAAGAGAUGACAGCUUAGUUUGCCUUGAAAAAAAGUCAAACUGUUUAUUUUUUUUUAUCAGCGAUAAAACCAAGCAUUUACUCUGAGUCCAGCUUUGAGUUAAAAGAGGCACUGUUACAAACUCACAAAGCUGAACCUGCCAGACAAAAUGUAGAUCACACAUCAUUUCAGUGGGCCUGUACUUAAUUCUCACUGAGCCUAGCUCAAAGUGAACCACAUUAUCAGACCUCGUACGAAAAUGUUUUUGCAUGGCUGCGACAAGGUUUUGUCGGCACCUCCAUGUGUUCUUCUCUAAAGAUAAAAAAGAAAAUUAUGAAAAAAUAUUCUGAAGUGCUGGCCAUAUAUAUGCUCCGUAUCUUCUGAACAGACCAAUAUACAAAAGUAAUUGCAAACUUUCCUUCCAGCAUUUCAUCCAGUAUCUAAAACAAUCUGAAUUAAUUCUUGAUGUUUUUGCUUGAAAUUAACAUUUUCAUGAUCUCCUGGGCUGUAUAACCCAGCCUGAAGCUUUGAUAAACAGUAAAAAACACUUGCAUUGAA